Molecule: messenger RNA, 1305 nt
Organism: Thyridium curvatum
Lineage: Eukaryota; Fungi; Ascomycota; Sordariomycetes; Thyridiales; Thyridiaceae
Exons: 4
Coding region: 1-1305 (434 amino acids)
Molecular function (GO): chromatin binding
Source: RefSeq, a predicted model, not a curated record
AUGGCUUCUGCGCGCAAACGCCCGAGACCGGAGAUCGACGAGUCGUCUCGUGCCGAAUGCCCCUUCACUGUCCGGCUCGUCGACCCGAAAGAGAAGGACGCCAAGGGCAAGAAGCGCAGAAAGCGCGAGUCGACCGACGAGGGCGAUGGAGCCAAGAAGAUCCUGAACCAGCUCUCGCCGUUCGCGCCCAGUGGUCGCUUUCGCACCUAUGAUACACUGGACGUGCACUAUGCUGUCGACCCUCCCAAGAGAUGGUCGGAGAUGACUCGAUACAAUAGCUUUGUCCUCAAUGGCGUCAAGUACCACAGUGAAGGCUUUAUUUAUAUUGCGAAUGAGUCCACGAUAGAGCGGCAGAAGGACGCAACCAGAGAUCCCAUGCAACCAAGGAAGAAGUCUGAUGAUGAAUGGGUUGCGCGCAUUCUCGAGAUCCGAGCUAGUGACGAGCACCACGUCUAUGCCCGAGUUUACUGGAUGUACUGGCCGGACGAGCUUCCCCCAGGUACUUACGACGGCAAGAAGGCGGUCCAGGGUCGCCAGUCGUACCACGGCAAUGCCGAGCUGAUCGCUUCGAAUCACAUGGAUAUCAUCAAUGUUGUCAGCGUAACCUCGCAGGCGCAGGUCAAUCAGAUGAUCGAAGAUAACGACGACGACAUUCAGAAUGCCCUGUACUGGAGGCAAGCAUUAGACACCGUUGAGGCUGUUUGCAAGUGCGGGCAACCCGCCAACCCCGACAAGACUCUGAUCGGAUGCACUGCCGAGGGAUGCACCAAGUGGCUACACGACGAGUGUCUCAGACAUGAGCAUUUGAUGAAGACUUUUGAGCGGUUGGGCAGAGACAAGCCGCACAAGAAGGCUGCUGAUCUCGUCAAAGAGGAGAAGAACGGAGACGAGCCUAAGCGGCCCCUGAGCCCCACGGAGAGCGGCGCUGCCAUGUCGGCAGAGCAGUCCAUUGACGUCAAGGCCGAUGUGGAUGGCGAGGGUGUCAAGGUAAACGACAACGUCGAGGUGAAGCGAUUGGAGGAUGAAGCUGCCGAGAGCAACCGAGGAGAGUCUGAGCGCAAGAGCGAGAGCGCACCGGCGGCGCCAAGCUCGGCACGCAAGCCCGGCCGUCCGAGAAAGAAGAACGAGUCGCUGGGUCCCGAUGCCAAGAACAAGCCAUACGAGGGACUCUUCGAGGCCGCCCCGAGAAUGGACCUCACGCCUCCCCAGAUGGAGAUCACGGAUCUGCGCGACGGGAUCGAGGGCGGAGAGAAGUCGUGGCUUGAGCCGAUCCACUGCCUCGUCUGCGGUGCGCAAGUUCACUAG